AAAGAAGAAAAAAACAUUCAUGUGUACUGUCAUGAUACUAUUUCGUUAGAUACUACAGUGAUAAUUAAGAUGCAUUAUAUUAUAUUAUCUUUCACGCAAAAUUGAGACAAGGUGGCUCCCAUCUCUCUCUAAACAAUCAGCCAUGGCUUCUUUCCAUCAUCGAAAUCUCAUAUUUGAAUCUCUUGAUAGUUCCACCGACAAAACUUGUAGCAGCUAUUACUGCAACCCAAAGGAGUAUUAUUCUGCAGGUUGUCCACUGUCAUGUUUUACUAUUUGCCCCAGCAUUUGUCUGCUUUCAGAAAUCCAACCGCCGACACCACCACCACCACCACCAAGUUUCUCCACCGAAGUUCCUCCACAAAAACCAACUAUUUCCAUCUUCUUGAUCAUUUUAGUUUCAGUCUUAGCUACCGCUAUCAUCAUAUUUUGUGGCUUCGUCGUUUACAGAUUCGGCAACUUAAGAACUCCUUCACAACCGCAACAGCAAACAGCAGUAAUAGCAGAAGAAGAAGAAGAAGAAGAGUCUAUUGGUGUUAGAACAGUGGGUCUUCAGCCAUCAGUUGUUAGUGCUAUCAAGAUUUGCAAGUAUAAAAGAGGGGAAGAACUAAUUGAAGGAACAGAGUGCUCUGUUUGCUUGAAUGAGUUUCAAGACGAUGAAACUCUUAGGGUUUUGCCAAAGUGCAACCAUACUUAUCACAUACUUUGUAUUGACACUUGGCUUAGAUCUCACACCAAUUGUCCCAUGUGCCGUACCGGCAUUGUCCUUGAACAGAAUUUAGGGUUGAGACAUGAAGGAGAAACUCGUCCGGGAAUUUCAGGAAAUGCCACGGAUUAAGGAUUGACAUUCAGUAUGAAGGCAGAUCAGGGGAUCUAAUUAAGUAGUAAGGACAUCAGUGGAAAUGCCAAGCAAGAUGUAGUGAAUGGUUCUGGAGGGUAGCUAAAUGAGGUUCAUGACUUAACAAGUUCAGCUUCUUUGGAAUCUUUAUCUACUACUUCAAUGAGUUGUGCUUCUGCCUGCAAAUUCUUUAAGGAGAACAUCCGCUGAUGAAAAUUUGGGUGAGGAAUCAAUUGAAGUAAAUGAAUCAAAGAUGGGUUACGUUCUUUAUCAAAAGAGUUUUUGUUUGUGAUUAUGAGAGCAAAUUAGGGGAAGUCUUUCUUGGAAAGAAUAAUAAUGCAUUAAGAGGUCUGUUUCUCGCAGUACAAAUGUGUAAACAUCACUCAUCGAUUUCAAGUAAACUAGUUUCGGAAACUUAUAGAUUCUCCUAACGGAACCAGAGAAUUGGU
This is a messenger RNA of Nicotiana attenuata, 1284 nucleotides long. Its product is annotated as RING-H2 finger protein ATL54-like. Bases 143 to 835 code for a protein of 230 amino acids. The record is from RefSeq and is a predicted model, not a curated record. NCBI's taxonomy places the organism in Eukaryota, Viridiplantae, Streptophyta, Magnoliopsida, Solanales, Solanaceae. Gene Ontology annotation, biological process: protein ubiquitination. The transcript is spliced from 2 exons.